This is a messenger RNA of Dendronephthya gigantea, 1066 nucleotides long. RefSeq lists its product as uncharacterized. The transcript is spliced from 2 exons. Lineage: Eukaryota; Metazoa; Cnidaria; Anthozoa; Malacalcyonacea; Nephtheidae. Bases 111 to 1040 code for a protein of 309 amino acids. The record is from RefSeq and is a predicted model, not a curated record.
UGGGUAAACAUGUUAUCGGCUGAGCACAAAAUUUAAAACAACAUAGGAUACGUUGAGUUUUGAAUCAAAACUAUCAAGAAAAGAAAGUCCAUUGUGAAUUUCCAAACAAAAUGGGGAAGGAUUCAAACAGUUCUUCCAGAGUACUUGAUGGGAUACCCGAACCUUUGCCGGAUUGGAACGAAGAUCCAGAAGUUUGGAAAUGGGCGUUGCCUGUACACAGUUACGUCUUUGGAAUAACCUUUUUCUUCAUCGCCGUCUACGGGGUUUACAAUCUGGUCAAGCUUUGCAAAAGCAAGAUGAAAAACUCGAGAAAUUACUUCGUUGCAAUAACAGGGUUGGUUUGUUUUCUAGGCUUCACCCGUGCUGUGGUGUUGCUAGGCGACCCUUACUCCACGCGGAGACCUUUCGCAUUGACCCCGGGCUAUGGACUGCUGUUAUUCAGCUUGGGUUACCCUUGUCUUACAUCCGGGUUCUUUCUCAUCAACUGGUCAUUGGUCGAGGUCACGAAACUGCAGUUGCUACCGUCCCGCAUUCACAAGCGCAAAGUUCUGGCACUAGUUUUGGUGAUACACUUCGUGGUGGUGAUAACGUUUGAUAUGAUAUUUGUAUACUUCUCACAGACGAUAUUCCUCUUCAUCUGUCGUUCCUUCUUCGUGGUCUGGGGCAUACUACUCUUUGGUGGUUUCAUUGUAGCCUCGAUUAGACUCCAAAAUCAAGUGAGACAAACUCUUAGGAAUCUCACAGUCACCGGUAAUGAAACCCCGGUCGCUCGCGGUCAAAGUAACAACGAGAAAAACGCGAGACCGGCUCGCUUCCAAGAAGCUCGCACCAGGAAAGUGAUGAAAAUCGCGCGACGUGCGGCCGCCACAGGCCUCCUGAUUUGCUGCACGCAGAUUUAUGCCCUCUGGGAGUUCUACGUGUUCUACAACAACGACGUCGUCCCGAAAGCAUGGCCUUGGUGGGGCUACCAGACGUCUUUUCGAUGUGUUGAAUUAUUCAUGGUUAGUCAAAUGUUUCUCAUCAUCCGCCCAAAGAAAUAAUUUGGUUGUGUUCGUCGGUUGCUAUA